UGGGUGAGGAAGGAGAGAAAAGGGAACGGGUGAGACAGGGAGGGAGGCUUGCAAAGGUACAUUGAGGGGGUUCAAGUGGGGGAUGGAGGAGGGAAGGAAGUCUUCAAGGAGAGAGAGAAAGAGGUUUUCACAAAGCUUUUGGCAAAGUCCCUCUCAGUCCUGCACAGGCUCUCAAGAGGAGGCUCACACUGAUCAGGCACCGUAGGAUUGGUUGAUUGACAAUUGUUUUUUGGCACGGCUGUUUUAUAUCUUUGGGGACCUUAGAUCAGCUUCAGCAGGUCUACCUAGUUCUCGGCGUGUGUGUAUGUGACCUGUGUUUGUGACGGCGUGUGUGUAUGUGACCUGUGUUUGUGACAAUGCAUGGUGUCUGUGGAUUCCUCCUGGCAUGCGCGCUGCCACUCUCCUUUGCCACACCUGACAGCGAUGACCCAUUUCUCUGGCUGUCGGCACUGCGUGGUCGCGGUUAUGCCGAGGGCUCCCUGUUGGCCGACAACACUGGUGGGGAGUGUCCUGAGGACUGUGACUGCCCGCCUUCCUUCCCCAUUGCCAUGUACUGUGAUGGGCGGGGCCUGACAGCCAUGCCCAGAGUGCCCUCCAGGAUGAAGUACCUGUAUCUGCAGCAUAACAGGAUUACCGCCCUGUCGGACUCAGCCCUGGACAACGCCACCAACCUGGUCUGGGUCUUUUUGCAUCACAAUGAACUGUCUACUGAUAACAUUGGACAGAGGGCAUUUGCCAAACUGCAGAGUCUGGAGCGUCUGUACCUUCAGCACAACAACCUGACUCGUGUUCCCUCCAACCUGCCACGCUCCCUACGGGACCUCAGACUCAACAACAACUACAUCAACCAGAUAACGCCAGCCAUCUUGGAAGGAAUGGACAACCUAACCAUCCUGUACCUCAACGACAACGCUCUGACCGAGAUGGGCACAUCUCUGAAGGGGCUGAACUCCCUCACGCUGCUCGACAUCAGUGGCAACCAGCUGAAUAAGGUUCCAGACAGCCUCCCGGAACACAUACACCAGCUGUACCUGGAGUCUAAUGCCAUCAGCGCUGUCCCAGAGGGCUUCCUUGGUAAGUUCACCCAGCUGCAGUAUAUCCGCAUGGGCCACAACCAGCUGACAGACAAGGGGAUCCCCCGUGACACCUUCAAUGUCACUGGCCUGGUAGAGCUGGACCUCAGCUUCAACCAGCUGGAGAGGAUCCCUCCUGUCAGCGACACACUGGAACACCUCUACCUGCAGGCCAACCACAUCAAAGAGUUUACCUUGAGUAGUUUCUGCAGUGUCGUAGACGUGAUGAACUUCUCCAAGCUGAGGACGUUGCGCCUGGAAGGCAAUGAAAUAAGCGCUGGGGAUGUCCCAUCCGAGUCAGCCCUCUGUCUGCGCCUGGCCAACACCAUCGAUGUGUAAUAUCACUGUCUCACAACCAGGCUAGAGCACCAUCAACCUGUAACAACAUCUCACCACCAUGCUAGAGCAUCAUCAGCUAUAACAAACCCAUCUCAUUAUCAGGCUAGUGAAUCAUCACCCUGUAAUAUCCCCAUCUCACCAGGCAAGAGAGACAUCUCCCUGUAAUAUCCCCAUCUCACCAGGCUAGAGCAUCAUCACUCUGUAAUAUCCUCAUUUCACCAGGCUAGAGCUUCAUCAUCCUGUAAUAUCCCCAUCUCACCAUGCUAGAUCUUCAUCACCCUGUAAUAUCCCCAUCUCCCCAGGCUAGUGUCAUCACCCUGUAAUAUCCUCAUUUCACCAGGCUAGAGCUUCAUCAUCCUGUAAUAUCCCCAUCUCACCAUGCUAGAUCUUCAUCACCCUGUAAUAUCCCCAUCUCCCCAGGCUAGUGUCAUCACCCUGUAAUAUCCUCAUUUCACCAGGCUAGAGUUUCAUCACCCUGUAAUAUCCCCAUCUCACCAGGCUAGAGCUUCAUCACCCUGUAAUAUCCUCAUUUCACCAGGCUAAAGCAUCAUUAUCCUGUAAUAUCCUCAUCUCACAACCAGAGGGCAUAAUAUCCAUUAUACAAUCUGCAACUACCCCAUGUCCUCAACAGUGGGCAGCAUUCAUAACUUUAGCUUAAUAUUGCAAUUUACAAAUCUAACCAAGAGGGGGAAGCAGAGGGUUGAGACAGAAGGACUUACCUGCUCCAAGUCUUUGGUUUGGCUUGUUUUAAUAAUAUUGUUUUAACAUUAUUGACAUUAUGAUACAUCUCCAUAUCAGGUAAAAUAGUUUUUUAAGCACAUUAAUACACACAGACUUUUUGAACGGUGUAAAAAGCUUGCAAAGUUAUUGCUGUAGAGUGUAAAUGACUAUGUAGGCUACCAAAACAUUUCCCAUUUCUGUUGCAUUGAUUUCAAAACGACAAAUCCAAUGUUUGAGACAUACAUGUGGGUUUCGGAUUAAGUUUGUGGGUAUAUGUGAAUACAUACAUACGUGUCUAAUAGCAUGUGUGUAUCUUGUCUGUCUUUGAUUGUUAGUGUAUUUAAUCAACAUGACGUUAUAUAAUAUGAUUACUGUAUGUACAGUAGGAAUAUGCAUGCUGUCUAUUCUAAAUAGGCUUUACUAUAAUUGACUAAGGGUACACAGGGACAGACAACAUCUUCAAAAACGCUAUGCAUUCACCUAUCUUUCUAAAGGCAAUUAUAAUAGUGGACGAAUGGCAGUUGGGUGGCCAUCAUUUCGAUUUUUAUUAAAAUGUUCAGCCUUUGAGGAUUUUGAAGGUGGGGCCUUAUUUUCUUUGUGUCCUUGCCCUAACUUGAGUAUGGAUGUGACUGUUGUGAUUUAUAAUUGAAGAGAAAUGUGGGCCUAUUGCCUGUAUUGGUUUUAGUACUGACUGAGGUCUGGGUGUUUUGAUAUCAUUUACAAGCCUUUCGUACUGUGCUAAUAAAGGCAUUUGUGUUUCAAUAA
Esox lucius (northern pike) is the source of this 2897-nucleotide messenger RNA. RefSeq names its product fibromodulin a (gene fmoda). The coding region runs from base 357 to 1412 and encodes 351 amino acids. NCBI's taxonomy places the organism in Eukaryota, Metazoa, Chordata, Actinopteri, Esociformes, Esocidae. The record is from RefSeq and is a predicted model, not a curated record. The transcript is spliced from 7 exons. Gene Ontology annotation, molecular function: protein binding.